AUGCAGCAAAAUAUUAAAAUAGAAUUCAUAAAGUCGGUUAACUCUAUAAAGAAUAAAAUAAAACAAAUGAAGCACCAGGAACACUCGAUGAACUUGUCACUCGAUAAAGUGCUAAAACCUGUAACAGAUCCUCUUAAGACCUUAGUCGAUUCGAAUAUAACUUGGGAAAAAAUUAAAAAUGUUGAAAAUAAAACACUCGCUAAUUCUGAAGACAUCGAAUCUGAUGAUAUUAACACAAGCACAUCUACAAAUUUUGAAGAUUCUUACAAUCCAGAUCUGAAUUCUGCUCAAUUCAUUGACACUCCUAAAAAAAAGUUGACCGAUGAUUUAGAAAUGUCUUUAAAGGGUGAUGAUAUCUGCGGUAUUUAUGAAGAAAUCAACAUACCGUUCGGUAUUAGAAGUAAAAAGAAGAUUUUAUUGAUGGAAGAAAAUGCUCAAAAUUCAGAGGUGCUUGGUAAGCGCCAGAGAAAGCCGGUAGAAAGAUUCGGCUAUUCCAAUCUCUGCAUUGUAGAUGAGCUGGAAUCAUGUGGUGAAGAACUGAGCUAUGGAACAGCAAUGAAUGGACAGGAGAAGGAACUGUGGGAACAGGCGAUGACAGAAGAUAAUCAACCAUGGGAAUUCGUCGACAGAAAAGAAGCUGAUAGAGUAGUGCAGUGUGAAACCAGUGUUGCCGAAUCUAACCAGUGUUACCGACUUCAAAUUAGUGCUGCCAACUUGAAGCAAGUGUUGUUAACUCAAAACCGGGGUUGCCAAAUUCAACUUAGGGUUACCAAUAAUAAACCAGUAUUACAAACACUGAUCCAGUAUACCAAGCAAAAACAUUUCAAUAUGGAACGACAAAUGGAUGCUUUUUGGCAAAAAAAGAAACAAGAAAUGUCAGCACAAACGCGGGAGAUAACCGAAGCCGUCACCAAAAAAGUAUCCGAGAGUAUCAAUGAAAAAUUAACUACUCUUGUGAAAGAAAAUAAUAACUUGAAGACUGAAGUCAAGAGCUUACAAGACAAGAUAAAGUUAAUGGAAGAUCACAAAAGAAAAAACAACAUUAUUUUCUUUGGUAUGCAAGAAGAACAGAACAAUAAGUCCCCAAUCGACUCCAUCACAAAACUGCUAGAAAAAUAUAUGAACAUUCAUAUCAACCCUCAAGAAAUAAACAACGUCUACCGACUAGGAGCAAAACAAGAUAACAAACCUCGCCCCAUCCUGGUAACGUUUACAACAAAUUGGAGGAAAAAUGAAAUUCUCAAAAACAAAAAGAAACUGGAUCAUGAAAUAUACAUCAAGGAAGAUCUCAGCAAAGAAAUCUUAGAGAAAAGGAAAGAGCUUCUUCCUCAGCUACAGGAAGAAAAGGCAAAAGGCAAAAUCUGUUACUUUGUCAAAGAUAAAAUUGUCAUAAAGGAGUCGAAAGAUGACAAAAGAGAUAAGAGGAAAAGAGACUGCAGCACUUCACCUAAUAACCAACCCACGUUGGCCCCAAAAAAGAUUAACAAGACAAAUAAUAUGCUUAAUUAUAUGGUACGGGGCAGAUCCGCAUCACUGUCAACGCCCCCAACCACAAAAAACGAUCAAUAG
Messenger RNA from Arctia plantaginis, 1569 nucleotides. Lineage: Eukaryota; Metazoa; Arthropoda; Insecta; Lepidoptera; Erebidae. The record is from the annotation of a GenBank genome assembly.